CUGCUGCCUGCAUCUGGCCUGUGGCUUUAAAAACCACAGCCCGAGGGCAGGAGGGACCUGCCAUCACCCUUCGGUCAUCGGUCAUCGGGAGCCCGGAGCCCAGAGAUGGAGCCCAUGGAGAAUAGCACGCCCUACAAUUACCCCUACGAGGACAACUUUAGCCUGGACCCGAACAUCUCUGUGGAUAACCAUUCCACCACGCUGCACCCUUGGAGCAUCUUGGCCUUGGUCAUCUUGGCCAUCGACUUCCUGGUGGGCGUGCCGGGCAAUGGCCUGGUGGUCUGGGUGACGGCGUUUGAGGCCAGGCGGGCCGUCAAUGCCAUCUGGUUCCUCAACCUGGCCUUGGCCGACUUCCUCUCCUGCCUGGUGCUGCCCAUCCUGUUCACGUCCAUCAUCCAGGACAACCACUGGUCCUUCGGGGCGACCGCCUGCCGCAUCCUGCCCUCCGUCAUCCUGCUGAACAUGUACGCUAGCAUCCUGCUCCUGGCCACCAUCAGCGCCGACCGCCUGGUGCUGGUGUUCGACCCCAUCUGGUGCCAGAAAUUCCGAGGGGCCCGCUUGGCCUGGGCGGCCUGCGGCCUGGCCUGGGUCCUGGCCUUGCUGCUGACCAUCCCCUCCUUCCUGUACCGCUCCCUGACCGAGGACCACUACCCCCCCAAGACCAAGUGCGGCACCGACUACGGCCCGGAGCUCCUGCACAGGGAGCGCGCCGUGGCCAGCGUCCGGCUGGUCGCGGGCUUCGUGCUGCCGCUGCUCACCCUCACCUUCUGCUACAGCUUCCUGCUGCUGCGCACCUGGAGCCGCAGGGCCACGCGCUCCACCAAGACCGUCAAGGUGGUGGUGGCGGUGGUGGCCAGCUUCUUUAUUUUCUGGCUGCCCUACCAGGUGACAGGGAUGAUGCUGGCUUUCCUCGAGCCGUCCUCGUCCGUCUGGAAGCAGGUGAAGAAGGCGGAUCCCUUCUGUGUCUCUCUUGCCUAUGUCAACUGCUGCAUCAACCCCGUCAUCUACGUGGUGGCCGGCGGUGGCUUCCAAAGCCGCCUGCGCAAAUCCCUCCCCAGCUUGCUCCGCCACGUGCUGGCCGAGGAGUCCGUGGUGAGGGACAGCAAGUCGUUCACCCGCUCCACCGCGGACACCCCGGCCGAGAAGAGCCAAGCCGUGUGAGCUGGGGCCACCAGGGCCACCACAGCGGAUGUCCCCUCCCCUUCCUCUGCGGCCACUCUUGCUCGGCUUGUUGGAACCCCGCUCUUGGGGGGGCUGCUGUCGUCUCAGCGAACUUUUCCUCCUUCCUCUUGUCUGUCUCAGACUUGUCACCCCCCGCCCUUCCAGGGUGACUGUCCUCGUCCUUCCUCACUCCCAGGACUAACCUGUCCUUCCAUCCCAGACUCUCGAAAAACAGGUGGAAGCCAAUGGUGUCCUACAGGGCAAUAUGUCCCUGUGUGCAGAAAGUGUGAACGGGGACAUUAGAAAACAAGCAAAUAGAAACAUUCCCAUGUAAAAAAAAAACCAAAAAACAAAAAACUCAGUUGUGUAUUUAUUUUAUAGAGAGUUGGAAACAAUGUAACUGGCAUCUGGAAAGUUAUACUCUCCGUUAGGACCAAGGGACCGCAGACCUGUCUCAGCUCCUGUGAGUUGAUUUAAAGAAAAACAUUAAGUUAAAAUGUUACUUAGGUUUUUUUUUUUUUUUUUUUUUUUAAGUAUUAAGUAAAAAGAUAUUCUGUGGGAUGGAAAAAGGAUGAGGAAGACAUGCCAAAGGCUAAGGUUAGAGAAACAGUGGCUGGGUAGAUGCAGAUUGUAAAAAAAAUGCUUUUUACUUGGAAAACAGUUAUUUUGUUUGUACUUUAAAAAAAAAAAAGAAAUUAGAAUUUUUAUUUUGAGAUCGCUGCAGAUGCCAUGCAGUUGUAAGUAAUGAUACAGAGGGAUCCUGGGGCCCCUGUGUCUAGUCCCCUGUGUCCACCCCCAGGUGACACCUUGCAAAGGGACAUGACAUUCUCCCCCGACACUUAUGCAGGCAGCAUUCGGGACACUGCUAUGGCCACGAGGAUCCCAGGGACGCCAGGUCCCUUGCCCUCCCCAGCCUUGUCCCUGGCCCCUGGCAGCCACUAAUCCACUAUCCAUUUCUGUGCUCUUGUCAUCGCAAGAAUGUUAUUCAGGGGAAUCAUGCAGUCUGCAACACUUGGAGCUUUCAGAAACUAGUAUGUGUGACUUUAAUGAUGAAAAUAAAUUAUAUGAAGUAUCGAAA
Microcebus murinus (gray mouse lemur) is the source of this 2239-nucleotide messenger RNA. It is a transcript of the gene C5AR1, whose product is annotated as complement C5a receptor 1. Gene Ontology annotation, biological process: phospholipase C-activating G protein-coupled receptor signaling pathway; complement receptor mediated signaling pathway; inflammatory response. Gene Ontology annotation, molecular function: complement component C5a receptor activity; G protein-coupled receptor activity. Gene Ontology annotation, cellular component: plasma membrane. NCBI's taxonomy places the organism in Eukaryota, Metazoa, Chordata, Mammalia, Primates, Cheirogaleidae. The record is from RefSeq and is a predicted model, not a curated record.